Messenger RNA from Clonostachys rhizophaga, 444 nucleotides. Lineage: Eukaryota; Fungi; Ascomycota; Sordariomycetes; Hypocreales; Bionectriaceae. The record is from the annotation of a GenBank genome assembly.
CUAGAGGCCUUUAAUCUUAAACCUAAAUAUAAGCCUCUAAAGAAGAGUUACCUCUUUAAAUUACAGAUUAAGCCUCUUUACUCGGAGGGAUAUAUUAAUAAUAGGCUUUACUUCUUUAAGGCUAUAAAGAUUAUAUUACUAGAGAUUAACCUUAAAGCCUUCCUACCAACACAGUCUCUCCCUGAUAUUAAUAAUAAUAAAGAGGAGGAAAUACAGAUUAUUAAAGAGCAGCUGCGGGAGCCCUCUAUUAAAGCCAGUAAUACUAUUAAGUCUGAAGGAGAAGAGGCUGAUAAGAUACAUAAUAAUUCAGAGGCUUUAAGCAAGCCCUCUAAUAAGAGGCAGAGAAUAUAUAUAAAUAAUAGUAAUAAUUAUUAUCCGGAAAAUUACUCUCUUUCCCGGGCAGGCCGGAUAAGAAAGGCCUCUGCAAAAGUUCGGAAUAGCUAG